AUGUCUCUCUUAGCAAACCUUCCGGCACCUACGAAGCAACAUGCAGCUCCAAUACUGGCUGUACCAGCAUCUUCUGCUAUUGUUUCAACAGCCUAUAAGGAGCCCCCACCCUAUCUGCGUCGUCAAGGAUGGGUGCCCCGACGAGCAGAGGACUUUGGAGAUGGCGGAGCAUUUCCAGAAAUUCAUGUUGCACAGUACCCUUUGGAUAUGGGCAAGGGUGGCGGCGCCAAGGGGAACCAACAGCUUGCGGUGACCUUAAAUGCCGAUGGGCAGAUCAACUAUGACGCCGUGGUGAAGCAGGGUAGCAACAGGGAUCGCAUCGUCCACUCGGACCACAGCGCGCUUGUUCCGAAGGUGGACCGUCUGAGCAAGGAGGCCCUGGCCCGGCCCGAUGACGAGGAGGUCGAGAAGACUAUUCAGGAGACCGCUGCGGCCCUGGAGCGGGUGGUGCAGGGCAAGCUGUCUUCCACCAACCCCUCUAAGCUGCCCAACCAGCCGGGGAGCUCCACCCUCAUCAAGUACACGCCCGCGCAGCAGGGAGCGCAGUACGCCUCCGGAGCGGGUCAGCGCAUCAUCAAGAUGCAGGACCUACCGGUGGACCCCCUGGAGCCGCCCAAGUUCAGACACGUCAAAGUACCCAGGGGACCCGGGUCGCCCCCCGUACCCGUACUGCACUCGCCGCCACGGCCGCUCAGUGUGAAGGACCAGCAGGACUGGAAGAUUCCGCCCUCCAUCUCCAACUGGAAGAACCCCAAGGGUUACACCAUCCCGCUGGACAAGCGUCUUGCGGCGGAUGGUCGGGGCCUGCAGCAGACCCAAAUCAACGACAAGUUCGCGGCGCUGAGUGAGGCGCUGUUCACCGCGGAGGCCAAGGCGCGAGAGGCCAUCGCCAUGCGGGCCAGCAUCCAGAAGGAACUGGCGCUCAAGGAGAAAAACAAGCGAGAGGCGGAGCUCAGGCAACUCGCCAUGCAGGCGCGCAUGGAGAGGCAGGGAGCGGGCGCGGGGGCAGCUGGAGGCAUGGCGGCGCCGCCGCCGCCGCCGCCACCUUCCGCCGGGGGUGCGGCUGCGCGAGGUACGGCGGACCGGGACCGUGAUUAUGACCGUGGCCGCGGCGGCGGCGACGAUGAGCGCUACCGCGAGACGGUGGAGGAGCGCGAGGAGCGGCGGCGGCGCGACGAGAUUCGGGAGGAGCGCCGGAGGGAGCGAGAGCGAGAGCGCCGGCUCGAGGCCGCCAACCAAGGGGGCGCCAAGAAGUCCAAGAUCACUCGGGAUCGCGAGCGUGACAUCAGCGAAAAGGUUGCUCUGGGUAUGGCCAACGUGGGUGCCGGCGGCGAGGUCCAGUACGACCAGCGCCUGUUUAACCAGGACGCUGGUAUGCAGAGCGGCUUUGGUCCCGACGACGCGUACAACAUGUACGACAAGCCGCUGUUCGCGGAUCGUGGCAGCCACCUGUUCAAGGCCAGCCGCGCCACGGCGGACGAUGAGGACCUCGGGCCCUCGGACGCCGGGCCGCGCACCGACCGCUUCAGGCCGGAUAAGGGCUUCGAGGGGGCGGAACCGGCUCCAGGUGCGGCGGCUCGUGGCGGCGGCGGCCGGCUGGAGUUCGAGCGGCAGGCAGCUGCCGCAGAAGAGGCGGACCCCUUCGGUCUGGACCAGUUCCUGUCGGAGGUCAAGGGAGGAGGACGGGAGCGAGGGGGCCGCAAGGGCAACGCGCUGGACGCCAUUGGUCAGCGUGGCGGCAUGAGUGCGGCGGGUGGAGGCGCUUCUUUCGAAGACGCCGGUGCGGGUGCGGGCAUGGGACGGCGGAUGCAAUUUACCUCGGGCAGCGGCCGCUGA
This is a messenger RNA of Volvox carteri f. nagariensis, 1836 nucleotides long. RefSeq lists its product as uncharacterized. Gene Ontology annotation, cellular component: spliceosomal complex. The coding region runs from base 1 to 1836 and encodes 611 amino acids. NCBI's taxonomy places the organism in Eukaryota, Viridiplantae, Chlorophyta, Chlorophyceae, Chlamydomonadales, Volvocaceae. The transcript is spliced from 10 exons. The record is from RefSeq and is a predicted model, not a curated record. Gene Ontology annotation, biological process: mRNA splicing, via spliceosome.